GUCACCACGUGGGUUGUCGCUUGCGUCUCGGUUCGCCGCUUGACGUGUGUCCUAUUCAGCUUGAGCUCUAACCGAUUCUCUUGCUGUAUCUUGACGUCGUUCUAGCGGGGCACAGGAGCGGACUCUUGAGCCUUGAGAGCUCGUAAUAUAAAGUAGGACCUUCAAUCGUCGUGUCCGCUACACCCAUCUCGUCGCUUCCAGCGAGCUUCUCCCUGCAACCACCUUCGAUCACCUCGUCGUUCGAGUCGUGCAUACAGUCCGACGACCUGUCCGGCCUCUCUCCCCUUUGAUUCUGUAACCCUCUUCCACCCACCUAUCACAAUGAACAGAAUAUUCGGCUCAAACAAGGGAAAGCCCAAGCCGAACCUCAACGAUGCUAUCAGCUCUACUGAUGCACGUGUCGGGAACAUGGAGGUGAAGAUCAAGAAGCUGGACGCGGAGCUCGGCGCAUUCAAAGCUCAAAUGUCAAAAUUGCGAGAAGGCCCAGGCAAGGCUGCCAUUCAACAACGCGCUUUGAGGACGUUGAAACAGAAGCGGAUGUAUGAGGCUCAGCUUAUGCAGCUUCAACAGCAGACUUGGAAUAUGGAGCAGGCUCAAAUGACGACCGAGAAUUUGAAGAACACGAUGGCUACGGUAGACGCUAUGCGGAUAGCGAACAAGGAGAUGAAGAAGCAGUACAAAGGGAUCAACAUUGACAAGAUUGAGAGUAUUCACUUUGACAUGGAGGACCUGAUCGAGCAAGCAAAUGAAGUGCAAGAAUCUCUCGGACGAAGUUAUGGAGUUCCAGAUGAAGUCGAUGAAGCAGAUCUACAAGCGGAACUCGAUGCGCUAGGUCUGGACGACGAGCUUAUUGGAGAAGGAGAGACCCCAAGUUAUCUGCAAGACUCGCAAGCUCUUCCCGACUUUGUAGACGCCGCUCCGAUCGAGGAAUCACAUGAGACAGACAAGCCCACAGCAGAAGUAGCGAGGUAGAGAUGGCAUCCUUGGAUCUGACCAGAGCAAGCUUGAAAGCGAUUCAUCGAGAGCCAU
Molecule: messenger RNA, 1029 nt
Organism: Kockovaella imperatae
Lineage: Eukaryota; Fungi; Basidiomycota; Tremellomycetes; Tremellales; Cuniculitremaceae
Product: Snf7 family
Exons: 8
Coding region: 322-972 (216 amino acids)
Biological process (GO): vesicle budding from membrane; late endosome to vacuole transport via multivesicular body sorting pathway
Cellular component (GO): multivesicular body
Source: RefSeq, a predicted model, not a curated record